This is a messenger RNA of Nothoprocta perdicaria, 1275 nucleotides long. It is a transcript of the gene CUNH1orf174, whose product is annotated as chromosome unknown C1orf174 homolog. Bases 1 to 348 code for a protein of 115 amino acids. The record is from RefSeq and is a predicted model, not a curated record. NCBI's taxonomy places the organism in Eukaryota, Metazoa, Chordata, Aves, Tinamiformes, Tinamidae. The transcript is spliced from 2 exons.
AUGGGUGGGCGCCCGGGCGGCCCCGGACCCGGCGCCGUGCUCGGAGCGGGUGGCAGCGCCCCGGGGGAAGGCGCCGAGGCCCGGACCGGGGAGAGCGGCUGCGAGGGUGGGCUGUGCGAGGAGCCCGGCGGGCCGCCGGCGCUGCUGGUGCCGCUCGACAGCGGCGCUCUCCUGGAUGAGGACAGUAACCAGCCCAUGCCCAUGGAGCGGUUCUUCGGCAAUGUCGAGUUCAUGCAGGACCUCCCAGCUGCUGCACUUGGAAGCACAACAAUGAGCAGACGAGAAUUUAGAAAGCUGCAUUUCAUUGCAAAGGAAGACGAGGAGGAGGAGGCAGAGCAUAUCAUCUAGCCACAACAUGUAAAACAAACAAAGCUAUUUUUUUAAGGAUUUUACACCAUGAUAUUGGUUAGUGAAAUGCUAUGGCUGGCUGUAUCACUGCCCUGAUGCAUCUGUAUUCACCUUUUCUCAGGGGGAGAACUGGUACGGUUUGUUUCUUUGAGCUUGUCAGAUGCAGUACACUCCCAUGGUUAUUUGAGGGGAUGGGGGAGGGAGAGUUUGAAUUUUUUAGAGAAUUGGAAAUAAAUUGUAGUUUAGCAGUUUAUCAUUUACAAUUACUAGGGGAAAAAAAGCAUAAAAGAAUGGACAUUUCGUUUACUCUGCUGUAAUUCUGAGCCAAUACCUAUAAUGUUCUUAGUGCUCUUUUAAAAACUAAAGAAGCAACCAGUUUGGGAGCACGGAUAGUCAUUUUCCUUAUAAUUGUGAUUUUUUUUGAGGGGGGCCAUCUAAUUAGCAAUUUACCUAGUAGGCUACCAGUACAAGGGAAGGAUAUGAGAGGAUAUCAGCCUCUGUUAUCCUUAUGUUUAUGUCAGUAAACUUAUGUUUACUGUUGCAUGGUUUACUUACAAUUUAAACCUUUAAAAUGCAGUUCUGCUGCCAAAGCUGAAUGCACAUGUCAAUGUGAGCUCAGUAUUUUUGGUCUCAAGAUGAUAAAUUUUUAUUGCAUGUCAGUUUUCUGAACAACUGCCAUGUGAAUUCCAUUGCUUCCCUCUUCCAUCAAAUCAAGUAAGAAAAAUUGCCAUGUUAAAUAUUUGUGCAAUUCAACUUGUGCAGUAUUGCCUUCAACUGACUGCCAAGGGUUAUGAAUAGAUUGUUUUUUUUGAGAUGGUCACUGAUGGUGAUAAAGGGAGGAAUAAAAUCUCUGUACAUURGACUUUUUUGGUAGGUGAGUGAGGAUCGAUUUUUAAGGAUAAGCUCAGUACUCCAGAUUUAUUCUUU